Aspergillus pseudoviridinutans is the source of this 282-nucleotide messenger RNA. RefSeq lists its product as uncharacterized. The coding region runs from base 1 to 282 and encodes 93 amino acids. The record is from RefSeq and is a predicted model, not a curated record. The transcript is spliced from 4 exons. NCBI's taxonomy places the organism in Eukaryota, Fungi, Ascomycota, Eurotiomycetes, Eurotiales, Aspergillaceae.
AUGACAAAGGACUUGACCUUCGAUGUCCAUUUCGACAAUGAGCUCGCGCACGAGUACUACGGCGACGGGGAAGAGCUGACCAAGAAACUUCGCGAGAUAUACCACGAUCGCAACCUCAAGUUCCCCGAUGUCUUUGAUUCCACAUUGACCACUCCGCCUGUACAUUUUCUGUCAUAUCCCAUCAGCGUCGAAGCACCGGAUGAUGUAAAGAUCGAGGAACUGCAGAAGGUGGAAGUGCCACCUGGACUGCAUGUUGAUAUUAUUGACUUUCAGAUGGAAUAG